Molecule: messenger RNA, 450 nt
Organism: Telopea speciosissima
Lineage: Eukaryota; Viridiplantae; Streptophyta; Magnoliopsida; Proteales; Proteaceae
Exons: 2
Coding region: 1-450 (149 amino acids)
Source: RefSeq, a predicted model, not a curated record
AUGUCAACCCGAAUGAACUAUGCCGUCCUUAUCAAAGACCAUGUUUUGACCGGCCCUAACUAUGUUGACUGGAGGAGGAACAUCAAGUUACUCCUGUCUGCGGAAGGUCUAAUGUUUGUCUUGGACGAAGAUGAGCCUGAAUUCCCUAAUGAGGAGAACCCUGAAUCGAAGCCUGCCUAUGAGCUGUUUCGACAGAAAAACUCUAAGGCAAAACUCCUCGUGUUGAGUUCUCUGGAGAAGACCAUCGCUGAUUCGGUCAAAGAUCUAUACUUGACUAAGGACAUGAUGGAGGAGUUAAAGGAAAUGUAUGGGAGGGAAGAACGUCAUGCCCAUCAUCAACUGGACAUCUACGGAUCGUUUAUUGUCAAUUACAAUAUGAAUAAACUUUCCAUGGAAUUCCCUAAGCUGGGCAACAUGUUGCCAGAGGUAGAAGCUGCAUCCAAGAAGUAG